ACGGGGGGCCGAGUCACGGGCAGGACCUCGAGGUGCCCUCGCCAGCCUCGGGGCCCCGGGCCAAAGAGCGGCUUCUUUCCCGUCCCCUUCACCCACCGUCCUCCCCUGGGAAGGCAGAGCGAAUCCCUGCCGGCCUCGGCUCUCCCGGGCCCUCCGCGGCUCCUUCCCUCUCCCCGAGCGAGGCCACUCGGAGCCGCAAAAGAAAGGCCGAAAGCGGCCCUGGAGGGGCUCCGAAGGGGCCGGAGGGUCCCAGGGCGGCCCGACCCUUCCCGGCGGCCUCCUCGCAGAAGAGGUGCCACACAGAGGCUGCCCCGCGGCCCAAGGGGGCAGCCCAGCCUCCGUCUCCCGCUCUGGGGCGCCCCGGCCGGCUUGGUGCUCCCCAAGGAGAGGUGGGCGUGCCCAGGACGGCCUGGCUCGGGGCAGGGGCGGGAAGGAAACAUCCCGGUCGGGAGGCGGAGGUGGAGGCGGGCAGACCGGUCGGGUCGGGUUUUUUAGGGCUUCCCUGGGCCCAGCCGCAGUCCGGCGGGGCCCAGGAGGCGGCUGGCACCAGGAGGGAGCGGAGGGCCCUGCUGAAGCUGCCCACCACCAGGGAGGGGGCCGACCGGACAAGGCCCUCGGCUGCGGGCGCUGCUGGGACGAUGCCCUCCAAGGGCCACGCUCGCUUCCGGCCAGAUCACUCUGUCGACCCCGAGACGUGUCCGGGGAAAGGAGUCCAUCACCAGCGGCGCCAGGAUGUCUCAUCUUCUCGGCCUCCGGCUCCGGCCUCUGCCCAUCAUACCCACAGGUCAUGCCCAGGGAAUCCCCGGGCCAGGCCGCCUUCCUUCCAGGCCCCCAGAAAUGGAGGCUAUUGGCUUAGGCAGCCAAGUACCGCCUCCCCGCCCCCCAAGGCAGCGCCCCUGCGGCACCGGCACUGUCUGGGUGAAGACCGUGCCCAGGGCUGCCCGGUGGGCAAAGGCCACAAGACAGCACGCGGCCGUCCGCCACCGGAAAGCGCUCCCCCUCCUGCUGCCGUCUCGAACCCAGGCUUGCCCCCAUAUCCGAAGGCUGACGGCGUCCCAGAAGCCCCGGGGCCCAGCCUUGCCCGGCCCUUCCCGGCCCUCGGAGCCUGUAGCUCUGGCUCCUUCUCUGGUGACAUAGUGACGGAGGAUGACAUCUACUGCAACUGCCUGUCAAAGACGCUGUGCCACGUGCCCACGCCUGUGACCGUGGGUUUCUACGCCCCCUUCGGCUGUCGGCUGCACAUGAUGCUGGAUAAGAUCACAGCUCUCAUGCAGAAGGAGGCGGCCCAGCAGGAGGCGGAGCUGCUGCAGCAGGUGCAGUGGAAGCCGCGGCCGGUGCGGGGCUGGGGCUUCCCGCGCCUGCUCUGGUACCUGGUCUUCUACCAGCCCGUCAUCACGGAGCUGCACCUGCGCCGGAAGAACGUGCAGUUCCUGUUCGUCCGCUUCAGCGCCUGGCAGUACGCGGGCACCGACAAGCUGUGGGCCGGGCUCGUGACCACCCUGUGCGAAGGCAUCCGCACCCACUACGGGGCGCUGCCCUUCAGCCUCUACACGGUGCUGGGCAACAAGCCGGCCGUGGCCCCGGACUUCUGCCAGCGCGAGUGGCACUGCCGCCGCCGCGUGUGCCUCAUCAUCUUGGCGCUGGCGGCGGCGCUGGCGCUGGGCAUCGGCCUCCUCUACCUGUCCUUCAGCGGCAGGGGCCCCGGGCGCGAGGCGGCCGCCCACGGCAGCCUGCUCAAGGCGUUCGGCGGGGCGGCCACCACGCUGUCGGGCUCCGGGCUGCUCAUGGCGCUCUACCAGGUGGGCAAGCACGUGUUCGUGAGCCAGCGCAAGAAGAUCGAGCGGCUGGUGAGCCGCGAGAAGUUCGGCAGCCAGCUGGGCUUCAUGUGCGAGGUCAAGAAGGAGGUGGAGCUGCUCUGCGACUACCUGCGCUUCCUGGAGGUGUUCCAGCGGCGGCGCCUGCGCAUCGUGCUCGAGGUCACGGGCCUGGACACGUGCUACCCCGAGCGCGUGGUGGGCGUGCUCAACGCCAUCAACACGCUGCUGUCCGACAGCCACGCGCCCUUCAUCUUCAUCCUCGUCGUGGACCCGCACAUCCUGGCCUCGUGCCUCGAGAGCGCGGGCUCCAUGAAGGGCGUGGCCGACAACGGCUACCUCUUUCUCAACCGCACCGUCACGCUGCCCUUCUCGGUGCCCAUCAUGGGCCGCCGCACCAAGCUGCGCUUCCUGGAGGAUGCCGUGCAGAGCCGUGACGACCUGCUCUACCGGGCCAUCACCCGGCAGCUGAGGGGCAGCCAGAAGGGGCCUCCCGAGGCCGAGGCCAUCGAACUGCUCGGGGUGGAGGUGGCGGCCGCGGGUGGGGCCGGGCCGGGAGCCGGGGGGCAGGAGCAGGGUGGCAUCGAAGCCGAGGCCAGCCAGCGGAUCCAGGAAGCCCUGUUCUGCCUGCACAAUGAGCAGGACUGCCUGUACGAAUACAUCCCCGACAACGUGGUGUCCAUGCGGCGCAUCGUGAACACGGUGCCCAUCACUGUGAGGCUGCUGCAUGAGCACCAGGCCCGGGGUGGUGUCAUGAGGCCCACGCCCAGGCAGGCUGUGGCCUGGGUGGUCCUGGCCAACCAGUGGCCCUGCAGGCUCAGCUGGGCCCUCCAGUGCUUGGAAGACAGGCAGCAGGUGGAGGGCGGGCCGGACCCACAGGCCCAGCUGUGGGGCAUCUUCCAGGACAAUUCCCGGGAGCUCCACACCAUGACCAAGGCUUUGCAGAACGUGGUGGACCUGGACGGGGACCCAGAACUCUUUGCCCGCUUCCUGGGUGUAGACUUCCCUUUUACUGUGGCAGAGGCUCAAAGCCUGCUCUACUGUACGGUCAACCUGGACCACUCCAUCCGGCGCCGGAUGGGGCUCAUCCGGAGUGUCCGGGCCCUCAACCCGCCAGGCGACCCUCACAACUCUGAGAAGCCGCCCUCCCACCCUCGGGACGGGGCCAACCACACUGGCAAGCCUAGUGCGGUCUCUUGAAUUUGGGGAGGUGGAGGCAGGAGGAAGGUGGAAGGAGUGUCUCCAAUGCUGCCAAGAACUGCAGUCAGGGCCCUUCAGCCACAGGCAGCGGUCGGGGACCCUCUGUCCCGCCUCCUUCCUGUGAGGGGCAGGCUCUGGCCGCCCCAGGCAAUCGGAGUUUGGCCACAGGACUCGGGCAGCCACUGGGCUCCCAUCCAAACCCUUGAAGCAGUGUUAUCCCAAUCCUAGCUCAGGCGAGGCAGCAUGUGUGCAUGCGCCUGUGCAUCCCGGCAAGCGGCUAAUCUCAGUGCAAUAAAGACGUGUCCCAGUCA
Monodelphis domestica (gray short-tailed opossum) is the source of this 3325-nucleotide messenger RNA. It is a transcript of the gene NKPD1, whose product is annotated as NTPase KAP family P-loop domain containing 1. NCBI's taxonomy places the organism in Eukaryota, Metazoa, Chordata, Mammalia, Didelphimorphia, Didelphidae. The record is from RefSeq and is a predicted model, not a curated record.